CCGCGCUCGAGCUGUUGCCUCUCACGCCGUCUAGCGCCCUCGGUCCAGCGCAGUCGCCGUCUUCGCCCGGCUCGGCUCGGCUCCGCACCGCACCGCACCGCGCGCACGGGGGAGAGGGCGGCUUCGGAUCCCCGCCUAAAAUGACUACUGUAUAAAUGCCGUAGCAUAAAUGGCGUCCAAAGUAACAGAUGCUAUAGUCUGGUACCAGAAAAAGAUUGGGGCUUAUGACCAGCAAAUAUGGGAAAAAUCUGUAGAACAAAGAGAAAUCAAGGGUUUGAGGAACAAGCCAAAGAAAACAGGGCAUGUCAAGCCAGAUCUUAUAGAUGUUGAUCUUGUAAGAGGUUCUGCCUUUGCUAAAGCUAAACCUGAAAGUCCUUGGACUUCUCUGACUCGAAAGGGAAUUGUUAGAGUAGUUUUUUUCCCAUUCUUCUUCAGGUGGUGGCUACAAGUGACAUCACAAGUUAUUUUCUUCUGGCUCCUCGUCCUUUAUCUUCUUCAAGUUGCUGCAGUAGUAUUGUUCUAUACUAUAGAAGGCCCCCAUAAUAUACCUCUGACUGAAGUAAUAGGGCCAGUAUGGCUCAUGUUGCUUCUUGGAACUGUGCAUUGCCAGAUUGUUUCAACAAGAACACCCAAGCCAGCUCCAAGUAUGGGAGGGAGAAGGCGAAGGAAAUUAAGGAAAGCAGCACAUUUGGAAGUACAUAGGGAAGGAGAUGGCUCUAGUACCACAGAUAACACACAGGAAGGAACAAUGCAGACCUACGGUACAAGCACCUCUUACAGUAUUGGCGUUUUCUUCAGAGAUAUCUGGCAUGCCGCUUUCUUUUUAUCAGGAUCAAAGAAAGCAAAGAAUUCAAUAGAUAAGUCAACAGAGACUGACAACGGGUACGUCUCCCUUGAUGGAAAGAAGACUGGUAAAAACUGUGAAGAUGGCUUACAAUCCCAUGAGACUCACUCAGAAGUUAUUAGAUCAGAAGAGAAAUGCUGGAGCACAGGAGCAGUCAGAAAUACAUAUAAUAAUUCUAGUCAUCAUAAAGAGACUCACAGAUCAGUGACAAACAUGUCUGAUGAAGUUUCAAGUGAGGAGGGGCCAGAAGCUGGGUAUCACUUGCGUCGUAAUGCAGAACGUGGUUCCAACGAGUGUGCAUUUCGAAACAGGAAAUCCCAUCAUUAUAAGAAACAUUAUCCUGUAGAGGAUAUCCCUAAAUCAGGCACUAGCUGCAGUUCUCGGUGUUCAAGUUCCAGACAAGAUUCAGAAAGCACAAGGCCAGAGUCUGAAACAGAAGACAUAUUGUGGGAAGACUUGUUACAUUGUGCAGAGUGCCGUUCAUCUUGUACCAGUGAAACAGAUGUUGAAAAUUCUCAAGUUAAUUCAUGUAUAAAGAAAGAGUAUAGAGAUGAUCCAUUUCAUCAGAGUCAUUUACCCUGGUUCCACAGUUCUAACCCAGGGCUGGAAAAAGUGAGUGCAAUUGUUUGGGAGGGUAAUGACUGCAAAAAAGCUGAUAUGUCAGUGCUUGAAAUCAGCGGCAUGAUAAUGAACAGGGUGAACAGCUAUAUACCAGGAAUAGGCUAUCAGAUUUUUGGAAAUGUUGUCUCUUUAAUCUUGGGGUUAACUCCAUUUAUAUUUCGACUUUCCCAAGCUAAGGAUCUGGAGCAUCUAGCUACACAUUCAGCUUCCGAACUUUACACUAUAGCAUUUGGGUCAAAUGGAGACAGAAUGGUUCUUUCCAUGGUUAUAAUAAGCUUUGUAGUCCGUGUCUCCCUUGUGUGGAUUUUCUUUUUCCUCCUGUGCGUGGCUGAGAGAACCUACAAACAGAGGCUGCUUUUUGCUAAACUAUUUGGCCAUUUAACAUCUGCAAGAAGGGCACGAAAAUCAGAAGUCCCUCACUUCCGGUUGAAGAAGGUGCAAAACAUUAAAAUGUGGCUUUCCCUCCGCUCAUACCUUAAGCGGCGAGGCCCUCAACGAUCAGUUGAUGUAAUAGUCUCAUCUGCUUUUUUGUUGACAAUUUCUGUUGUAUUUAUCUGCUGUGCACAGCUGCUUCAUGUACACGAGAUCUUCCUGGAUUGUCACUACAAUUGGGAACUAGUAAUCUGGUGUAUUUCAUUAACUCUGUUUCUCCUAAGAUUUGUUACACUUGGUUCUGAAACAAGCAAAAAAUACAGCAAUACCUCAAUAUUACUUACUGAACAGAUAAACCUGUACUUGAAAAUGGAAAAGAAGCCGAACAAGAAGGAAGAACUGACACUAGUGAAUAACGUUUUGAAACUGGCUACAAAAUUACUCAAGGAGCUGGACAGUCCCUUCCGGUUAUAUGGCUUGACAAUGAACCCUCUGCUUUAUAACAUCACCCAAGUUGUCAUUCUGUCUGCUGUUUCUGGUGUUAUCAGUGACUUACUUGGAUUUAAUUUAAAGCUCUGGAAGAUCAAAUCCUGACAUUUCGCAAAAAGGAAACCAGACACAAUCCUCUACAGAAGAGAGCUGAUUGACACAGCUGACUCAAAGCAGUCCCUGAUGCUGUGAUCAGAUGUUAUGAUCUCUUUAAGGAUAUCGUUUGAAAAACUGAGGUGUUUACAUCUGACUAUCUUGUGCAAUCUCUGUAUUUAUUUUACCUUUUCAAUUUUGUAAACUGUAUUAGCUGACAUUGUAUUUUAUUUUGAAACAUUGCUAAGCUUUGAAAGGGUCAAAAAUGGGUAUCCAGGCAUUUGAGAGCCCUUUAAUUGGUCAUUCAAAACUGAUCAAAUGUAUUUCAUUUUAUUUUAACUUUUUUGUUAAAAUUGGAGCCCAGUGAUGCUUUUAUACUUCUAAGGUUCUCACUAUAACAAUGUCAUGCUGAAGUCAUUAUACUGAAUACAUACUAUAAAAUGUUUAGAACAUUUCAUUGUGAUUCCCCCCCCCACCUUUCAGGGGCAGUAUCAGAGCACCAGCAUAUUGUUGGUUACAGUAGAAAGUGACAUGUACUGUAAUGACAAUGCAGUAGGCCAGGUAGCAGAAGUUUAUUUAUAUGUCUGUCUGUCUGUCUGUAUCCUAGAGCCAGCAGGUAUUGUUACUGACGUGAUUCUUGGAUUCUAAACGUACUGAGCUGAAGUUAAAACGUCACUGAAUAUUAGUAAGGUAUUAAAUAGCAGGUCAACAAGUGCUCUUGGAUAACAUUUUUAUUAGAGCAAUAAUUGUAAACUGUUACCAUGCUGUAAGAUAUUUUGAUAAAAAAGUAGCUAUAGUAUUUAUUUGAAACACUGGGCUGUUUGUACAGCUUUGACUGUGAUGCUCAACAUCUGCACUUUUAUUGUUACUUUUAAUAAUGAUCUUUAUAAAUACUAAAUGGAAUAUAUUAUGGUGAACUGUGGUGCAAUAGCAUUACCUCUGAAAGAUGGAUAUUUACACAGAGAGAGAGAGAGAGAUUAUAUACACUCAAGAUAAUUGCUGUCCAUAGGACACUGUAGUGUAUGUGACUUAUACCACAUAUGUAAAAUAGCAGUUAUGUGUAUGAAAUGAUAGCUCUUCUUUUUUAAAGAUUAAGUCCUAAACCUUUUCAGGAACAAGGAAUGUUGAUAUCAGUAGAAGCAGACAUUCUUGUAUUUGCAGACUGCAAUCCUUUCUACACUUUAGAGUAAAUUUAUUGAACUUCAUGGGCUUAUUUCUGAAUAAACAUGGAUUCAGGCGACUACUUUGCGAGCCUAACUUUCUAGCUCAGCCUUACUGAUUUCCAUCGGAUGGGUGGAAAUACUUUUAGGAAUGAGGCCCAAUUUUAUCCAGAUGCCAUUUGAUAGUAGUAAUGUGGUGUUGGGAUGCUUACUGUGUACAUUCAGAGCAUCCUUGGAUCAUUCACUUCAAUAGUACAGUCAGCUUUACAUACACAAAGAUAAGUAGACACCAAGCUGCCUUUCCAUUGAUGUGAGUGGGGUAGCCUACAUGCACAGUAACUCUUGUUGUGUGUGCUUUGCAACACACAAGAGAAUCUUGAGUAGGGUUUCUACAUCUGCAUAAGCAAAUGUGGUUUAAGUGUGUUGCCGUAUCACUGUCCUGAAGAAGUAUCAGUUUAUUUUUUUUAAAUGGUAUGACAUUCCCUUGUCCUUAGACAGCAGAAAUGGUACCAGAGGCAUUUUUUAAAAUUCAAAAAUAACUAACUAGUUUAUUUGUUUUAGAAAGGAAAGGUCAGAUGAAAUCAGGGGUUGAAAAUUUAUGAGGUAAUUCAACAUAUAUAACUCUGAAGUAAAAGCAAAACAUGCACAGAUUUCAGUUCCUACUCCUCAGAUACUUAAAAUACUUCUGUUUUGAGGCUUUUCUUCACUUGGUUUCUCCUAAACACUCUGGUAUACUUUCUUUCUGAUAUACUUUCUUUCAGUAUUCUCAGUCACUUUUGGACUGAGAAUUCAAUACCCACUUCAGAAUUCUCAUACCCACUUUCUAGUACCUCAGUCCCCUUCCUUCCAAGCACCAGUGCUUUCCUUUAGUUAUUAACAGAGGGCCAAGCUAGAAGUGAUCGAGUGGAGUGCAAGUGGAGCGCAAGUGAACAGGGAGGAAUAUAUGUCAGUCUGUUCACUUGCCAUUCAAGUGUAAUUCAUCACUUCUAGCUUGGCCCUGAAUCUAAAAGCAUCUAUAGGCAGUUUCUAACCACACUUGACCAGGGAUUUCUUCACUCUUCAGGGCUGCCUUCCUGUUUGACUGGGUAGAGAAAAUCUUCUCUCUUCGGAAGAUCCAUCCCCUUUUCCUUGGCCCAUUUGGAAGUCUGCACUCCCCAAACCUCCUUGCCAACGUUCCCCAGGUGUUAAAAUUGCUCCCUCUGUUAUAGGGCUCCGUCUCUCAGCUCUUCACACUCAAUCUUUCUCUGCUUGGACUGAAAACAGACACUCCUCUUUCAAGUGCAGCCGUGUGUGCAGCCCUUCCAGGCUUCUUUAAGACAUGCAGACCGUCACAUACGUUGUCCAAGAUGAAAAUCCUUUAUUUUCUUUAGUUCAUGAUAUCCUGUGAAAAUCGUAAGAAGAUUAUGUUAAAAGCAACAAUAUUAUAUAAAGUAGUCUGCAUUGGAGAAUGUGCAUUGUGUUUACUAUUCUCAGAACCUCAUAUUUUUGUGCACUUGUAACAGCAGAAAACAAUGUGCUGAUUUAAAAAACAAACUGAAAGUUAUCAUCAGACUUUCAGAAUUAUUGAGAGAGAUCCUUAGUUGUGUGGUAUAAGAUAUUUUUAUAUAUAAAGCAAAACAAAAAUUUUGUAUUUGUUUCUGUACUAAUGUUUAAUAAUGACCAAAGCGCAUUCUGUUUUUCCCUCCAAGGAAUGUAUUACUGGAGCUUUAAGAACAUGCUGUGACUAGUUUAUUAUGUAAACAUUUUUGGCUCUGUGAUCUCCUCUUCUUCAUGUGUUGUCAGAUAAUGGGGUUGUGUUUAGGAAUAAAGUAUAUUUUAUAUAUUUUUUCAGAAUACGGUACAGACCUACAUAGAACUAAAUUUUGCAUAGAAUAUAUUUUAGAGGAGGGAGUACAGCAGGAGCUCUGUAAAGGUAAAAGAUGACUCUUCAUUUUUAAAAAGUUCAUCUGUUUUUAAAACAAAAAUAUUUUAGCCAUUUAAAUGGUAACACGGUGAUGGUCUUAUUAAUGAGGAGCAGCAAUUUAUGUUCAAGGUGGAAGAUAGUUUGUGUCUGAACUAUGCCUCAGCAACUAGCAAUAUGCUGGAUUGUUGCACUAAUUAUGGCAGCAUGGGACAAUUUAAAUCAAGUAAAGUACCUCCAUAAUAAAGGCUGGUGUGUUGAAAUUGUUGCCGUUGUGUGUAUAAAUCAUGCAAGUGAAAGACUGAGAGUGUUUUACAUCCCUUGUUUGGAAAAAUAGAGGGAAGCAGAAAUGUGACGGAUCUUGUAUGUAGAACAGUUUUUGACACAUUUGUAACAAAGUGUGAUCAGGCUUGGAAUAAAAUGUUCUUUGACUGAUGGUAUAAA
Messenger RNA from Eublepharis macularius, 5923 nucleotides. It is a transcript of the gene PHTF2, whose product is annotated as putative homeodomain transcription factor 2. Lineage: Eukaryota; Metazoa; Chordata; Lepidosauria; Squamata; Eublepharidae. Gene Ontology annotation, cellular component: endoplasmic reticulum. The transcript has 18 exons. The coding region runs from base 170 to 2431 and encodes 753 amino acids. The record is from RefSeq and is a predicted model, not a curated record.